This is a messenger RNA of Loxodonta africana (African savanna elephant), 12924 nucleotides long. It is a transcript of the gene NFIA, whose product is annotated as nuclear factor I A. The coding region runs from base 316 to 1476 and encodes 386 amino acids. The record is from RefSeq and is a predicted model, not a curated record. Gene Ontology annotation, molecular function: RNA polymerase II cis-regulatory region sequence-specific DNA binding; DNA-binding transcription factor activity, RNA polymerase II-specific. The transcript has 8 exons. Gene Ontology annotation, biological process: regulation of transcription by RNA polymerase II. NCBI's taxonomy places the organism in Eukaryota, Metazoa, Chordata, Mammalia, Proboscidea, Elephantidae. Gene Ontology annotation, cellular component: nucleus.
CUGGCGCGGGAGCGGGAAAGGGUGCGCUAUGCCUUUAACGCCCGCGUACAGUAGACAUGUAUAGUGGAGUGUGGGGAAACUCUAGGCGGGGUUAAAGUUCAGCUCAUGGAGCGGCAAUAGCGCUGGCUGGCUGCAGUUGAGCCGAGUUGGAAAUGUGAACGCAAGAAGCAGGCUUGAUUUUUUUUUUUUCUCCCCCUUUCUCUCUCUCUCUCUUCCUCUCUCCCUCUCUUUCUCCUUUUGCACCCACACUCACGCACACCUCCAAACCACACACCCAGCCGCACACACACACACACACCCCACCGCACAGCAGUUAUGUAUUCUCCGCUCUGUCUCACCCAGGAUGAAUUUCAUCCUUUCAUCGAAGCACUUCUGCCCCACGUCCGAGCCUUCGCCUACACAUGGUUCAACCUGCAGGCCCGAAAACGAAAAUACUUCAAAAAACAUGAAAAACGUAUGUCAAAAGAAGAAGAGAGAGCUGUGAAGGAUGAGUUGCUAAGUGAAAAACCAGAGGUCAAGCAGAAGUGGGCAUCCAGACUUCUGGCAAAGUUACGGAAAGAUAUUCGACCUGAGUACCGAGAGGAUUUUGUUCUUACAGUUACAGGAAAAAAACCUCCAUGUUGUGUUCUUUCCAACCCAGACCAGAAAGGCAAGAUGCGAAGAAUUGACUGCCUCCGCCAGGCAGAUAAAGUCUGGAGGUUGGACCUGGUUAUGGUGAUUUUAUUUAAAGGUAUCCCGCUGGAAAGUACUGAUGGUGAGCGCCUUGUAAAGUCCCCACAGUGCUCCAAUCCAGGGCUCUGUGUCCAGCCCCAUCACAUAGGGGUUUCUGUUAAGGAACUCGAUUUAUAUUUGGCAUACUUUGUGCAUGCAGCAGAUUCAAGUCAAUCUGAAAGUCCCAGCCAACCAAGUGACGCUGACAUUAAGGACCAGCCAGAAAAUGGACAUUUGGUCUUCCAGGACAGUUUUGUCACAUCAGGUGUUUUUAGUGUGACUGAGCUAGUAAGAGUGUCACAGACACCAAUAGCUGCAGGAACUGGCCCGAAUUUUUCUCUCUCAGAUUUGGAAAGUUCUUCAUACUACAGCAUGAGCCCAGGAGCAAUGAGGAGGUCUUUACCGAGCACAUCCUCUACCAGCUCCACAAAGCGCCUCAAGUCUGUGGAGGAUGAAAUGGACAGUCCUGGUGAAGAGCCAUUUUAUACAGGCCAAGGGCGCUCCCCAGGAAGUGGCAGUCAGUCAAGUGGAUGGCAUGAAGUAGAGCCAGGAAUGCCAUCUCCAACCACACUGAAGAAGUCGGAGAAGUCUGGUUUCAGUAGCCCCUCGCCUUCUCAGACCUCGUCCCUGGGAACAGCAUUCACACAGCAUCACCGACCUGUCAUUACAGGACCCAGAGAAUUCAAGAUGGUUCCCAGCAUCCUCGGUUCUCCUUUCUGGAAAGUCUACUCAGGUACCCAUACUUACUGCACCCCACCCCUCUAGUGGUCUGGUGAAGGGAGUUGGAGUAGUUGAGAUGAAAUGCCUUAGUUGCAUCUUUGUGGGAAGAAUCAUAGAGUUGAGAUAGGCUAACGUGACAUUUUUGACUAAGGCAUCUUUAAAAGGUUUAUAUUCAGCCUCUCAUUAUUUAAGAAGUAUUUACCACAAGUUCUGUAUUCCCUUUUAUUCUUCUGUGAACCAUUUGGAAAGCUGACACUUGAAAUUACGUCACAUCUAGCACCAAGAGUUGGUGUUUGGAAAGAUAAGGCUGAAUUCGGUUAGGGAGAGUCUGACUAAGAGAGUCAGGGUAGAAUACAUGUGAGAUGUGAACAUAAAGGAAAAUUCAGCUUCUGAUGCUUUUUUUAUUGUGUAGAGUUGCCACAACCUGAAACAGUACAUCAUUAGAGAAGUCAGACAAUCAAACUUUAAAGGGACCUUGGAGAAGAGAAAAGUGUGUCCUAUUACUAGGUUCCUGGGGUGGGGGGUUAAGGUGGGGGGCACUGUAUACUGUACUCUUGCUCAGGGUCACGUGGUAUAUUCACCUCUGAUCAGAAGCCAGGUUGCAAGUGCUUUCCCAAAAGUUCCUCAUGGGAAUACCUUGACUUAACAAGCACCAGUUAGCCAACAAUAACUAUGUGAAGUAUCCCAGUGCCUAGGUCAAAGGUGAUAACAGACUAUAACAAAGCAAGUUCACCUCAUUAAGAAAGCAACAGCUAUAUUUUUUUACUGCAAACAAAAGCUGUAUUUAUAAAUUUGGUGGCCACCUUAGGAGAAAAAAAAAAAAAAAAGACUUGAAGGUUACCUCUUGAAAAGAGGUAAUUUGGUAUAGUAGUUAAGCACAAAAGCUUGGGGGUCAGAUGGACCUGUGUUUGAAUCUUGUCUUCACCAUUUUUACCAAAUGGGUGAACUUCAUCCAUUGUUUUACUUCUCUGAGGCAUAGGUUUUUCAUCUCUAAAUUGGAGAUCAUAAUCCCCACCUCAAAAGAAUUUUAUGAUGUAAAGAGUAAAUGAAAUCAUGUAUUUAUAGUUAUUAGCACAGUACCUAGAAAUAGAGUAUCACGCAGGCCAUGCAAACAAUUAAAUAAUCCAUUUUCAUCCAGGCUUUGAAAAUUUCAUACUAUCCCUCCUGCCUUUGCCUCUCAGCAACGCACUCAUCUUCAAGACCCAGCUCAAGUACUACUUUCUACAUGAAACCUCCUUGGCUCCACCUAGCCUGUCAUCAUCUCCCACCCCUUGAACUCCUAUAGCCUUUAAUGUCUGCACAUUUACUUGAGGAGCUUUGUCUUGCUUUGUAAGUUAAUGUGGGUGUCUCGGCACCCUCCUAGAGUGAAAACACGGAGGGAAGGACCUCUAACUUAUACACUUUGGUAUCUUCAUUGUGACUUACAGAGUGGGUUAUAUAUGCACAGAUAUGGGUUGAAUGAAUACAAAGUACUCAAAAUACCCAUGAAUAUACACAAAAGACACUUGUCCCCUCUCCCAAACUGAUGGGCUCUCGUUGCUUCAGAAGAAUCAGGAUGAUAUGAAAUAUGUAUAUUUUGUAAAGUACUUUUUUUUUCUAAGGAAUGUCCAAGAUGGAUUGUCCAACCAUGGCCUUUCAUCCAAAGAAAAACUUUGCAAGCUUAUCUAAGCAGAGUUUUGAUACUAAAAGCUAUAGUUUUUCUUAGUUAUGCUAAGUUCUAACCCCUUGCCUAGUUAUAUCAUAAAGGUAGAGACGUGUAGUUUCUUAAAACAGGUCUUCCCUCUUAUGGCAUUAUUUGUGGCUUUGAUAAAUCACUUAACCUUCAGCCUCAGCUUGGCCAUCUGUAUCAUGGGGAUAAUGCUUUGCUAUCUGUUUUUCUCGGUGGCAUAAUUAGGUAAAUGGAUUAAAGUACUUUGGAGUGUUUUGAGGAAAAAAAGGAAAUUCAAUUUUUAGUAAAGGUGCCUGUAUCUCACUAUACAUAAUUACAAUUACCAUGUACUUUAGGCUGAAAGAUUGAGCUUUGAAAGACUUUCUUUUACCAAUACUUAAAACGCCAACCAUGAUAAAGUAUUUAAUUAUGAUCAUUUAUCUUAUCAUGGGAAUUGAAAAAAAAAACUUUGUUCUUCCUUUCAUCCUUUCAAGAGCUUUUAAGUUUGCCUGAUGAUUUAUAAGAAUUUAACUCCUUUUGAGAUUUGGAGUAAUCAGUGAUAUUUUAGAGUUUCUUGAAAGUUUGAAGAAACUUAUGUUUGAAACUUGUGUAUCUGCCUUAGCUAUUUUCAAAAACAACAAGAUAAAGAAUGAUAUUUACUUUAUUUAAAUGUUCUGCAGUAAGUAAAGUAACUCUGUGCUUUUGGAAUUUAGAAAUAGAGGAGACAGUAGUUAAAAGUAAUUGGCAGCCCACUCCUAGGAAUAUAUCCUAGAGAAAUAAGAACCAUCACACAUGGAUAGGCAUAUGCACACCCAUGUUCACUGCCGCAUUGUUCACAAUAGCAAAAAGAGGGAAACAACCUAAGUGCCCAUCAACAGAUGAGUGGAUAAACAAAUUAUGGUAUAUACACACAACAGAAUACUAUGUAACAAUAAAGAACAAUGAUGAAUCUGAGAAACAUCUCACAAUAUGCAUGAAUCUGGAAGGCAUUAUGCUAGUGAAAUAAGUCAAUCACAAAACGACAAAUAUAUGAGCCCACUGUUAUAAAAAGCCAAGAAUAGGUUUACAUACAGAAAAAAAAAAAUCUUUGAUGGUUACGAGGAAGGGGAGGGGAAAUCACUAACUAGAUAGCAGACAAGUGCCUUAAUUUUGGUGAAGGAAAAAAACACACAAAAUGGGGGAAGUCAGAACAACUUGAUUAAGGCAAAGCCAUAGAAGGUUCCUAGAUACAUCCAAACUACUUGAGAGACCAAGUUACUGGGGCCAAGGGCUGGAAACCAUGGUCUCAGGGGACAUUUAGGUCAAUUGGCAUAACAUAGUUUAGUAAGAAAAUAUUCCACGUUCUAAUUUGGUGAAUAGUGUCUGGGGUUUUAAAAGCUUGUGAAAAAUGUCUAAAAUACAUCUAUUGGUCCCAUCAUAUUUGGAGCAAAGGAGAAUAAAGAAAACCAAAGACAGAAGGAAAAUAUGAGUCCAAAAGACUAGUGAACCACAUGAACCACAGCCUUCACCAGCCUGAGCCCACCAGAACUAGAUGGUGCCACCACCGACCUCUCUGAUAGGAAUUAUAACGGAGGAUUACAGACAGAGUGGGAGAAAAAUGUAGAACAAAAUUCAAAUUCACAGAAGAAGACCAGACUUACUGGUCUGACAGAGACUGGAGGAACCCCCGAGAUUAUGUCCCCCAGACACCCUGCUAACUUGAGCCUGAAGCCAUAUAAACAAUAACACACGUGAGCGAUGAGCUUCUUAUUUCAAUCAAGUAAGUAUAGGAGACCAGCUGGGCAACACCUAUCCAAAAGCAAAGAGGAGAAGACAGGAAAGGGGCAGGAAACCUGGACAAAUGGACACGGGAACCCAGGGUAAAGGGAAAGGGGGAGAGUGCUGACACAUUGUAGGGAUUGCAACCAGUGUCUCAAAAGUAUGUAUAAAUUUUUGAAUGAGAAACUAAUUUGCACUGUAAACUUUCACCUAAAACACAAUGAAAUUAAAAAAAAAAAGUAAUUGGCAGAUAAGCAUUUACUGAGCUUCGUCUAGAACCAUAGAAUUUCAGAAUCCUAAAGAAUUGUAAGACACACUGGGAAUUUUCUGGUCAGCUCCUAACCAAAAGGUUGGCAGUUUGUAUCCACCAGCUGCUCCUUAGAAGCCCUAUCAGGCAGUUUUACUCUGUCUUAUAGGGUUGUUAUGAGUCGGAAUCAACUCGACAGCCACAGGAUUUUUAUAUUGACUAAGGAUGUGUUUUGCUGCAAGUAACAGAAAUUGUGACUAAGAGUAAAAAAAAAAAGCUUGGGAAAAUUAGGAGUUGCAUUUUUCUCACAUAAAAAAAGUGUAUGACCCAGGGCUGUUAUGUUAUCUCCAUUUUGUUUUAUGAUGCUAUCAAGGAUCCAGGUUUCUUCUCUUAGCCCUGCUUAAAAAAAAAACAAACCCAGUGCCGUCGAUUCUGACUUAUAGAGACCCUAUAGGACAGAGUAGAACCGCCCCAUAGAGUUUCCAAGGAGCGCCUAGCAGAUUUGAACUGCUGACCCUUUGGUUAGCAGCCGUAGCACUUAACCACUACACCACCAGGGUUUCCAGCCCUGCUUAGUGGGUCAUUUUUAUCUUCAUGCUGUGGCCUCAUGGUCAUAAUGUAGCCCCCUGCACUCCAACCUUACAUCUGCAUCCCAAGCAGGAAGGAAGAAAAGGCAAGGGCAAAGUGCUUGCCCGCUCAUUUUGCCACCUUUUAUAGAAUCUUACCCAGCAGGGUCAAACCUAUGUCACAUGAUCACCUCUAGCUGCAAGGGAGGCUGGAAGAAUCGAGAUUUUUAGCUAGGCAUAUAGUCACUCUAUAAAAUCAGGGCUUUAUAAGUAGGUAAAUGGAAAAAAAAAAAUGCUGAUUAGCAAUUAGUAAUGUUCUCCAUGGUACUCCUACAGAUGAGAGAUCUAAGAUGCCCAGAGCCAAGACUAGAAACCAGUCUCCAGGUCGGUGCCCUUUCUACCAUAUCAGUGUCUUCUAUCUCCCAGUCCUCCAAACUGGGAGAAAUAAAUUGCAUUCAUUUAAAUAAUUAGUUUGUUUUCAUGUUUUUUUAAUCAGUCAAAGAUACAACAUAGCCAUUUAGGUAUUUUGAUAAGCAUGCCAUAACUAGUAUUAUCAUAUGGUGUUUUUUUAGUAAGAGCCAUAAACAAAUCACUUGACCGGCCUUUUUUAUUAGCCCCUGAAUCCUUGCUACUGGUAAAUGCAGGGUUUCUGUUAGAUUGAAGUCACUUCAAAACACAUUUUUUAAGGCCAGUUUGGCUUUUUUCAAUGUUGACAUCAGCUUGCAAACUUCCAUUACCCUCUGGAGACUCAUCAGUUCUUUUCACAAAUAUUUAUCAAGCACUCGCAAUGCUCAAGGUGCUGUCUUAGUUGCUGAGUAGAGUGGACAAGAGAAACAUGGCUUCUGCCCUCAGAGCGCUUCCUGCUAGUGGAUGGAGGCAGCUGUACUGCUGUGAUAGGAGGAGUACAGCCUGGAGGGAAUGAGGGGGAAGGCAUCUUAACAAAGAACUGCGAUAACAUUUGGCACUUUGCAAGCCCAAAGAAGCACAAAACUUAACCCCUAUCCUCAAGCAGUCCACCUUCUCAUUGUAACCACGCAAAACUGAGCAACAGCGAAGAAAUCAUGCUAUUCGAUAACUAAGUACCGAGGAAUUAACACAUAAAAAUGUGAGCAGGAGGCUACCUACUUUAUGAACCUAAAAGGGAGUUUAGAAGUAAAAUUGCCCUGAUUCUGAAAAUAUGCAUAAGAUAUGUUUAAACAAUAGCCGUAUAAACCAAAGAUUUAUUGCUCAGCUUUCGAAGACUCACGCCAGUUUCUGAAUGGAGAGGUAGUAGAAGUUUAUAUGCUCUAUAAACUUCUCUAAGUCCAUGAUCCUCAAAGCUCACACAGGAACCCUGCUCUUUAGUGAUGAAACAUCUGAGAGUCUGAAGUCAACAAUAUCUCCCAGUUUGGCCAAGAAAAAUAUACUGCAGAGAAUAAUGAGAAUUAAGAUUACGUUCCAGGAAGUUGAGGUCACCAGGACAGGUUGGAGUAGAUUCAUAAUAUACUUAGACAACAGUAAAGGAGAGGGAGGUAAAAUAUGAAGGCAAUAGAUGUCACUAAAUGGCAGGGACCGUUAGGACAGGAACUACGUCUUUAUUAUUCAUCCCUGUAUCCCUCAGCCUGGUGCCUGGCGUAUGGAAAGCAUUCAAUAAGUAUUUGUUGAAUAAAUGAACAAAUGCAUGGAUUUGAUUGAAGACAGAAAGUUUGAGAAUAAUAGGGAGUUCCUUCUACCCCCUGGGUGUAAUAAUAAUAUAAUAUUCAAAUACAAAAGGAAUAACACUUAGCAAAGUGUAUAUAGCAUUUAUAAGUGCUCUAUAUAUGUGAUUUUAAGUCAGAGUUGCCACCUUAAUAGGCAUUGAGAGAAAUGCUGAGCUCAAAAUUGUGUGGUCUCCCUUUUAAAGAAUAUUUGCUGUGGUAUUUUAACGUUGUCUGUCUAAACUGAAGACCCUCAAGAAGGAGUGUUCUUGGUGCUUCACCACUACUAUAAAUAUGUCACCCUCUCCUGGCAUAGACCCCCAAGGGGUAGAUUUGCUCAGCCUUCUUGUAUCAUAUCCACAAAAUUUUGUCUUUUAGGAAAGCUUUUAACUUAGUUGUAGAACAUGCCUGUGCCUCUUUCAGUGGAACUGGAUCUUAUAUGUCUCUUGUAGUUCAGUGCAGUUGAAUCAUCUUGGGAAAUGAGAAGCAAUUCAAGUACCUGUUGCUAACAAGGUGCUGAAAUAAUCUGCCAACAGACACAAGGUGUUUACUUAUCAUUGGAGUAUGUUGUUUGAGAAAACAUUGUAUUGUCUUUCUACAAUAAGAAUUGCCAGAAUUGUUUCUCAGAUGCAGGCAUUGUAGACUUAACAAGUCCCACCUUUGCGGAACAUAGAAAAGAGAAGCAAGAGGACUUGUGAACAUUAUUAGUCAAGAUUAGCUCAGGUGUCAGUGCCCAGCCUAAUGGAAACGUUAUCGGUGGGAUUCAAAGUAACUGGGUAGUAAAGAGGAAGGGCAGUUUUUUAGCAAAGGCCCUUUAAGUACCUAGUUCAGGAAAUUAUUAAAUUCAUUAGCCAGAUACUUACAACCAGCUAUUACUGCCCAGCCAAAGGAAAAAACAGUGCCAGCAAAUGUUUUAAAACUACAACUAAACAAAAGUCAGGAAGCGUGUAAUUAAAACUGUACCUUUAUUGUAUUGUAAAGAGUAUCACUGUGACAUGGAAAAUAUUUAAGGGAGAAGGCUGUUUAGCUAAUUUGUCUGCAAGUGAACUGCUUAGUGGAGAACUAUCCUAAAUUAACUGUAAGGCCACCCACUGAGCCAACCUCAUAAAGGGCCGUGGCUGCUCAGCUUGGUUUUGUGUAACCGUUCAAUAAUUACUAGAUAAAUGCAUAACUAAAAGCCCUAUUACACUAAUAAUUUGUACUGAGAUAGAUGUGUGGGACACCCUGCUGGGUUAAUUUGUCAUCCCCACAGCAAACUUCUGAAGAGAGCUCUUCUGCAGGGGAAUCGUUAAUUUGUUCCAGGGAGGGCAGGUUAGAGCAGUAAGACCUCUUGACUACUUCAUCUCUUAAAGAGGCAACAUGCCCUCAGGGUGAGUGCCAAAGAGAAGAAUAGGGUGAUUAACCAAGUGGACCUAGAUUUAAACUCAUCUUGACAAAAGAAGCUGCUUUCUCUUGGAAUUCCUUGUCCCUUCACACACAUGCACCAACACACACACACACAAAGGACACACAUGUGCACACAUGGCGAUGCACAUAUACACAGACAUGCACGUGCACACACGUACCAUGGCUCCACAUGUGCAUACACAGCGAAGGCAGUGGUUCUGAGCAAGGUUCCUUAGAAAUUCCUUCACUGAUAAGAUUUCCAGGUAUCCCUUGUACAGUAAAUCACAUAAUGAGAUAAGUCCCUACAGUUCUUUCUUACUGGUUUCAGUUAAUCUAAUGUUAAUUCCAUGUUUAGAUCCCUUAUUUAUAUUCCUUUUCUCCAAGUGGAAUAAAAAAUUCAAGAUUGAACUUGUAUCUCCUCUUUAUGUGAAAUGUUUUCUUCCAUCCCUCUCUCACAUACACUCAAUUGCUGCUUUAAAUAUGAAACACACGUUUAAGCUUCAGUGCAGGGUUUUCAACCUCCCCUAUUGACAGAACCAUAAAUCAUGUUAAACUUAAGUGAAUUACUGUAGCAUGGAACUGUAGCUUUAACAAUGUUUAUGUAGUAUCAGCUUAUCAUCCAUGUAGGAUAAAGGAGGUGAACACUGAAUCUCAAAAUGGGAAUGUACGGUCCUGUUAAGGUGGUUGCAGUCUCACAGAGAGUGAUCCAUUCCAUGGCUGGAUCCUUUGAACUUUUGAAACCAGCGUAUUUAAUCACCCACAUGUAUGUGAUGUUUUUUAAAAAUGUGUGUUUCCACAGUAAAUUUACAUUUGUCAUUUGCCAUUUCUUUAUAUUAAAUGGAAGUUGCUUUUUCCUCCAGCAAUUCCUUUUUCUUGGAUACAAAACACAUGUAAGCACCAUCAGAGUUGCCAGGCUUUAUUACAGUAAUAAGAGGCCUCCAAGAAGAAAACCUGUUGCUGUCGAAUCGAUUCCAACUCAUGGUGACCUUGUGGGACAGAGUAGAACUGCCUUAUAGGGUUUCCAAGGAGUAGCUAGUGGAUUUGGACUGCCGACCUUUUGGUUAGCAGCUGAGCUCUUAAUCAUUGCACCACUAGGGCUCCAAUAAGGGGCUUAUGAAUAAAGACCUCUGAAAAAUAAUUCAGAUGAAAGCAGCCAAGUACAGUUAAAAGAACAUGGUCUUUGGAGUCAACCAGAAGAUAAUUCAAAUCAUGGCCAACCACUUUGGUUCUGUGUAAGCUUCCGCAAGUCACUUUUCCUCUACCAGCCUUUGUCUUCCCACCUAUGAUAUACUUUAAAGAGUUAAUAGGAGGAGAAAAUGAAAUGGCAUACAUAGAGGACUUGGUACGUAGUAAAUAUCCAAUAAGUGUUAAUGAUCUCUUAGGCUCCCCCGAGCCCUAUGUCAUUAUUUGCUUUCUUUGUAUGUGAUUCUCUUUAAAUGAUUCUCAUGUCCUUGGUUCCUCACUCCCCAUCCCUAGUUCUCUCUUUCUGCCUGCUUUGUGGGUGGGGAAAGAGCAUGUUCUUCUCCUCUUAGCUAGGAGACGUGUGUCUGGAAGAAGAGAUAUGGUCUCGGUGAAGUGAGCAAGCAUGGUCACUCCAUCUCAUCCUCUUGUUAUGGUUGGAAGAACAGGAAAAUCUCCCCAUGGAGCAAGUGGCCGUUCUCCCAUGACUGGUUGCCCCUCAGCUAUGCACAUGGUAGGGACUUCACUUGGAUAUGCCUUCAUUUGGUCGUGGCUCUUUCUAAAGGGUUAAAUACCUUUUUUUUUUACAGGAAUAGGUAAAGCCAGGACUGGACUGGGAAAUUAUUGGUCCUAAAAUGGAAGGACUGGACUUACUUGAUACAAAUAUGUCAUAACCAAAAGAAAAAAAACCACCACCAUCGAGUCAAUUCCGGUGCUUAGUGACCCUAUGGGACAGAGUAGAACUGCUCCAUAGAGUUUGCAAAGCUGUAAUCUUUAUGAUAGCAGAUUGCCACAUCUUUCUCCAGUGGAGCAGCUGGUGGGUUCAAACUGCCAACAUUUAGGUUAGCAGCCGAGUGCUUUAACCACUGUGCCACCAGGGCUCCUUAAGUAACUCGUAAGCCUUCUAUGUUUUCUUAACUUUCACUUUUACAUUUGCCUUCCUAAAAUAUCCAAAUUCUUCUAGAAGAUGGAAAUCUAUAUUUUUUUAAGCUAUCAGCAUAUCUUUGUAUUAAAUUUAAUUCAGCAAAUAGGUAUUGAGAACUUAUUAUCUACCAAGCACUAGGCUCUAAUGAACAAGCCAGACAUGGUUCCUGCCCUAGCAGAAAAGACAGGCAUAAAACAAAUAAAUAAUAAAUAAGUAAAACAAAUAAUUACUGCUAUGAUAAGUUUAAUGAUAGGGGGACCAGAGAUGACUGAGGGCUAAUAUAGCAGAGGUAUUUAAUGUAUUUAUGAGGAUUUGAGUUUAUUUGUGUCAGUUUGCGUGAGUCGCUCCCUGGGUGGUACAGAUAGAUGGUUAAUACAGUAGACUGCCCACCUAAAGGUGGGAGAUAUGAGUCCUUGAAAGAAAGGCCUGGUGAUCUACUGAAAAGUCAGUCACCGAAAACCCUAUGGAGCACAGUUCUUCUCUGACACACAUGGGGUUGCCAUGCAUUGGAAUUGACUCUAUGGCAACUGGUUUUCUUCUGCUGACAUAUAAAUUUGGAACAUCUUGGCAUCCCUCAGGGAUAUCUCUAGAAGUCUUCCUGUAUUCCUAAAUCCCUGAAGAUUUAUAAUGAGAGUUGUUGAAUUGUUGCAGACCCGAUAAUGAAUUUGAGAUAUGUCAAUAAGGACUCUUUCAAGUGAAAGAAACCCAACAAAAUUGUUUAACUAUUGCCUCAAAAAGAAAAUAAUGUGUUGGUUCAUAUAACUGACAAAUCUAGAGGUAUAUGACUUAAGAUAGAACGAGAUCCAGGUGAUUCAGUACCUUCAGGAAUCUCUAGCUCUGUCUCUGAGCUCUGUGGUCUUCUCUACGAGCUUCAUUUUUCAGCCGACUCUCCUCCAAUUGUGGCACAGUUGGUGUAUUAGCUUUGGGCUUAAUUCCUAUCAGUUUAGCAAUCCCAAAAGAAAACAGCUUUUUGACAACCGAUCUAGCGCAAGUCCUACCCCUGGGUGCUGAUGGCUCUGAUUGGCCUGGUUUAGGUCAUUUGCUCACUUUCAAACCAAUCCUUAUGUCCAGAAAGAUAAUAAUUUCUCAUUGGUUUGGCCUGAGUCACAUACACACCCUGGAACCUCCACCUUAAGCACUAGACUGAGGCUGAGGGAAGGGUAAUUCCCCAAAGAAACAUUAGAGCUCUGUUUCCAGAAGAAGGGGUGAAGGACUGCUGGAGGCAAAAGUAAUAGCUGUCUGCUACAGGUGGUAACAACAUAGCUGUUGUGAGCGCUGGGCAGUGGGCUCUGCUUCCUCAAGAGCCAGGGGAUUUGUAAUUUUAAUCCUGAGUAAAACUCAGGCCUUAGGAAACUGGCGAUCAGUGCAUGCCAUGGAUCUCCAGGGUCGCUUGAAAAUAGUUUAGCCGAUUACCAGUUACCUAGUGUUGAUAUAUUGCAUUGUAUGAUCCUGAUUACUCUUCAUAUACCUUAGUUCAUUCUAAAAAACAAUUCCAAGAAAAAUCACCCAAAGUGUAGUAUACUGUCUGGAACAUAGUAGAUUCUCAGCACAUAUUUGUUGAAUGAAUGUAUUAGGCACUUGCAUACAUUAAUUCUAAUUCUCAGAAAAAUCUUUUAAAUCAGUGCUAUUAAGUUUAAUGAAAGGGGGACCAGCCAAGGAAAUGCAGACUCCGAAAUGCUAAAUAACUUUGCUCAAAGUAGCAUAGGAAGUGAAUGACACCAUUUGAUUUCAAACCCAGGGCAGUCGGGUUCUAAAACCCAUUCAAGACAUAUGAUUGCUGUUAUGCAAUGGAGGAAACUAAGGAGCACAGAGGCCAGACACAGAGCUAGUUGAUGCCCAAGUGUGGAGAAAUUUGGUCCUCUGACUUCAGACACUGGACUAAUUCUUCUCAUGCUUCCUCUUCUUGUAUGUAAUCUGCCAACAGUGGAUAUAAAUUAUCAAAUCCAAUUGGGUGAAUUCAGGAGGGUACUUUGAAAGCAACUAAUGCUUUACUAAUUGUGUCGCUCAGAAACAAGGGCUUACAAAAUGUAAACCUGACAGUUUGGUAGGGCAAAUGCCACAGAUCAACCCAUGCCUUUAUGUUUGUUGGAGAGUUUUGUUUAUUUGAU